AUGUCAGCUCGACAGGUGGUUGUGUGGACAACUGCAGGCGAGGCCUUGGCGACGCUACCUGUGGCGGACGUGAAAAGUGUGCGGGCGCUGAAAAAGCGCCUACAUCGGCUUUGUGGGCAUUCGCGGUUCAGACAGCGGCUCAUACACAAUGGCUGUGUGCUAGAAGACAGCGAUCGCCUAAAUGGGCUAGCAGCACCCAUCGACUUGCAGAUUGUUCUUCUGCCCUAUUUCAACGCCUGUUCAGACCAGCUUCAGUCAUGGCGACCGAGGGUUUUGGCCCUUACGGAAGCGUGUGCUGCUGGCAACCUUGCUGUUGCUGAGGAGAUUCUGCAGCUGCCAGUGGAUCCGAACAUCUUCGGUGAUGUAUUUCCCCCGCUUAUCGCGGCCUGCGCCGCUGGCCACGUUGAGGUUGUGCGCUUGCUCCUCGAAGCCGGCGCGGACAGGAACAUCAAGUGUUUCGGUUGGACACCAGAGAUGUCGGCUCUGGCUGGCUGGAACAUCCAGGUGCUCUUGCUCCUUCGAGGUGCGUAUCGAUGGGGACUGCUUGCAAGUGGUUCGUUUGACAUUUUUGUGGCAUUUGGCCUGUGGAGCAGCUGCUGUUUGGACAUGUGUGUAUUGCCGCAGGAACGUAACCUGACAGCUGCUGGGCAUGCAUCUUUGCUUCCUAAAGUAAUUGAGGGUUCUUUCUGGCACUUGCAGGCGUUCUUUCUCGCCAUUGGCCUCGAUGCAUUGGGGACUUCAUUUAACUGGGCGAGGCCCCCCAUUUUAACAAUCGCUUUCCGCAGAGCGGUGGACGAUCAGAUGAGCAGGGGAACUAUCGGCUUUCAGGUGUGGUUGGGGGAGCAGCCAGUGUGGAGCAGAAUGAUUGGCACAAUGGUUUGGACACUCGCUCGAGUUUUUGGUGCCUCAUAUUUUAGGUUUCCCAGCUGUGUCGCAUACGUUCCUCUUCUGUUCUGCAAUCCAUAUGUGCCUUGGGUGGUUGGCAUUUGGUUGAAACAAGCUUCUAGCACUUGA
Messenger RNA from Symbiodinium natans, 1014 nucleotides. NCBI's taxonomy places the organism in Eukaryota, Dinophyceae, Suessiales, Symbiodiniaceae. The record is from the annotation of a GenBank genome assembly.